This is a messenger RNA of Truncatella angustata, 3576 nucleotides long. RefSeq lists its product as uncharacterized. The record is from RefSeq and is a predicted model, not a curated record. The transcript has 4 exons. The coding region runs from base 1 to 3576 and encodes 1191 amino acids. Gene Ontology annotation, biological process: actin cortical patch assembly; regulation of actin filament polymerization. Lineage: Eukaryota; Fungi; Ascomycota; Sordariomycetes; Amphisphaeriales; Sporocadaceae. Gene Ontology annotation, cellular component: nucleus. Gene Ontology annotation, molecular function: ubiquitin binding; cytoskeletal protein binding; protein-macromolecule adaptor activity.
AUGGGGUUCCUCGGCGUCUACCAGGCCAUAUACGACUAUGAGCCUCAGGGUGAGGGCGAGCUUGCCAUCAAGGAAGGCGACGUCCUCUAUCUUUUGGAGAAAGACGGCGAUGAUGAUUGGUGGAAGGCGAAAAAGAAGGCCAACGCCGACGACGAGGAUGAGCCUUCAGGCUUGAUCCCCAACAAUUAUGUUGAAGAGGCUCCCAUCAUCUGUCAAGCCCGCGCACUUUACGACUAUACUCGCCAGACUGACGAAGAGAUAUCCUUUUCCGAAGACGCGAAACUACAGGUUUACGACAAUUCCGAUCCUGACUGGAUCCUCGUAGGAACCGACGGCGAUUUCGGCUUUGCUCCGGCCAACUAUAUUGACAUGGGAGAGAGCGCCGCCGAACCCGAACCUGCGCCAGAACCGGAACCUCGCUCCCAACCUGAGCGUGCAUCUGUGCCCAUGCCCGCGCCCGCAGCUCCACCGUUGCCACCCUCCCUUCCCACUCGUCCAGCUGUGCACGAUGAGGUGGAAGAGGAUGAGGACGAGGAACCACAGAGCCCACCACUGCCCACGCGCCAGCCCUCUAUCGCUUCCGAGGUGAGCCCAGCCACAGCCACGCCCGCAGCCGCGCUGGCCGGUGUCAUGUCAGGCAGAACUUCCAGAAGAGCCGCUACUCCUCCGCCCAUCGCCGUGCCGCCACGCCGACAAAAUCUCUCCGAGGACUCUGGAGAUGAGCCUAGCCCAGCACUGCCGGUUCGCCCGAGGUCUCAAUCAACCAUUUCAAACGACCAAUCACAUGCAUCUCCACCCCAAAGGACCGCUAGUCGUAGACAUAGGGAUAUCGACGACGAAGUCCCAGAGGGUUCCUACGGCCAAAUCGCCCCCGGCGGUUUUCACAUGUACAACAUCAACGAGAUGGUCUCAGUCAUGGGCAAGAAAAAGAAGAUGCCUACCACCCUGGGCGUUAACCUGAAGACCGGGCUUAUCCUCAUAGCCCCCGAGCGAGCUACUGACGGCCCAACCCAGGAGUGGUCUGCCGAUAAGAUGACCCAUUAUUCACGCGAGGGCAAGCAUGUCUUCCUUGAGUUGGUCCGGCCGAGCAGAAGCAUCGACUUCCAUGCCGGUGCCAAAGACACUGCCGCCGAGAUCGUGAGCGCACUGGGCGAAAUCGCUGGCGCCAUACGAGCUGAAGGUCUCCGUGAAGUGAUCAUGGCUGGAACGGGCCAGACUGCCCAAAGGAAGGGAAUCAUUCUCUAUGAUUUCAUGGCUCAGGGAGACGAUGAAGUCACCGUGGCCAUUGGCGAUGAGGUUGUAGUCGUUGACGACAGUAAGAGCGAGGAGUGGUGGCAGGUUCGCCGCCUCAAGAACGGCAAGCAAGGCGUCGUCCCCAGCAGCUAUAUCGAGAUCACCGAGACUCUUGCAUCCCCCAUGACGUCGUCUACAGCUGGUAUUAAUGCCGGCCGUUCUACAGUUGCCCAGAACCGGCUCGAAGAAGAGCGCUUGACAAAGGAGGCUAUAAAGAGGGACCAAAAAGCAGCAGAGGUAGGACCUGGAAUGCGUUUGCCCGACAGAAAAAGUAGUUUGUCGGCUGUAGACAGUAGUAACCAUUUUGGCCAGCAGCGAAGCAAACAAAACGGUCGAUCUGAUGCCACCGGCAGCAAGUCCUCCUCGGGCAAGUCGAAACCCGAUCCUCUCAAGGUCCGUAUAUGGACGGACCGGAGCAAGUCUUUCAGCGUCGAGGCCCAGUUCCUCGGUGUUAAGGAUGGCAAAAUUAAUCUGCACAAGGUGAACGGCGUUAAAAUUGCUGUCCCAGUUGUCAAAAUGUCCGUCAAAGAUCUUGAAUAUGUCGAACUAAUUACUGGUAUAUCCCUGGAUGAACAUAGGCCCUUGUCUGAUAUCAAGCGGGCACAGUCCCAAAGAAAACAAGCCAUCAAGGAUGAGGUCCCGUCAAGGGCUGGCGCCUCCGUCGAAGCACCCAAGCCCGAGUACGAUUGGUUCCAAUUCUUCUUAUCAUGUGAUGUUGCAGUCGGACUCUGUGAACGAUACGCUCAGUCGUUCACUAAGGAUUCGAUGGAUGAGACUGUACUGCCCGAUGUGGACGCCAGCGUGCUUCGGAACCUUGGUCUCCGCGAGGGCGAUAUUAUCAAAGUAAUGCGGUACCUGGAUAAGAAAUACGGGCGGGAUGGCAAGAAGCGGAAUGUCAGCUUUGCCGGCGAUGACGAUGGGGAGGGCAGUGGCCAAGGAGGACUCUUUUCUGGUCCUGGAGGAACCCUUCGAAACAACACUCGAAAAGGACGUCCCACUCCCACCGUUGAAACAAACAACACUAUUGAUCUCAAGGCAUUCUCACAGCAAAAGGACGCAAGUGCAGAUAGUACGACACCUUCUCCGGUCGGUGGGAGGUCGAAGGCAGCCGAUAGGGGUGCAGCUGGAGGCUUCGAUGACGAUGCUUGGGAUGUCAAACCGUCCAAGCAGCCAGAAACUACAGCUAAGCCUUCUGCAGCACCAGCGUCCGCUCCGGAAUCCAAACCCGCUGCUCAGGAGUCUGCACCCACGCAAGCAAUGCUUGAUCUCUCGCUACUUUCAAAACCGUUGGAGCCAGAAAAGAUCCAGCCUGUCCAACCUCCUCAAAUUGUGCAGCCGCCUCCACAGCCUGUACUGCAGCAGCAGCCCGUGGCGACGCAAGCUCAACAGGGGGCCUCGCCAGCAUUCUUUACAGGACUAGCCCAACAACAGACAGGUCUUGCUCAGCAGCAGACAGGCGUCGCCGCAAUGCCUACCGGGCAACCAUUAGGGUUAGGACUUGCCGGCAGUCGCCAGCGGCCUUUGGCUCCUCAGAUGACACAAGGCCAGUCUGGACUCGUAGCUCCUCCGCCGCCCUCUCGUCCCCUUUCCGCUCCACAAUCGGCGCAGCCCAGCGGCUUCGCACCGCCACCCCUGCAACCCCAGAUGACAGGCAUUGCUCCUCUAGGCCAAAGUCUGAAUGACCUCGGUCAGCAAAGACUGCAGCAGCAGCAGCAACAGCCAUUCAUGACUGGGUUCCAGCCACAACCAACUGGACAAAGCAUGGUGGGGUUCACUGCUGGGUCUGGCAUACAACAACCUAUGCAAAUGCAGCCAACAGGAUUUAUGCCUGGUCAGUUCAUGCAACCUAACAUGACCGGUGCCACGCCAAUGCAACAAAGUCCCUUCGCCGAUCAACGUUCACAACAAUUCUCACCUAUGCAAAAUCAGCCUACUGGGUUCCCGACCGCUUUUAGUGCUGGCCAACAACAGUUUCCGCAGCCAACCGGUACCGUUAACCAGUACCUCCCACCAGCUUUGGAGCCCCAACGAACGGGAUUGCCACAAAUGCAGACCGGACUCCAGCCCCAGCAGACUGGGUUUGGCGGAAGCUUUGGUCAGGGCUUUAACUCGGGUCUAAAUAAUCAAACGACGCAGGCUGCCCCCAUCGCACCUCUACAGCCGCAACAGACCGGACCGGCACCCCCCGUACGGUUUGGUGUCCCUGACAAGAUUCAACCUCAGGCAACGGGACGCCGUGCGAAUCUCGCACAAGCUACCCCGCAAAAUCCCUUUGGGUUUUAG